AAAGUGCUUUGCACACCAUUUUUCGUUGUUUUCUUCCUUCUUUUCUCUUUAAAGGUUCUGCUAGGGUUGUAUAGAUAGAGUCAUCUCUCUAUCAUUUAGUGCUUUCAUUCUCUAUGGCUUCUCCUCCCCCACUACCUCCUCCAGACCCAUUAUCUACCAUUGCUGACCAGCUCUCUUCCUUGGUUCAGCAACAGGAUUUCCAUGAUUCCAGAAAUGAGGCUUUCACCUCCAUCCUCCAACACCUCUCUCAGCAAAUCACUACCCUCACUGAGCUGCCAACAACCAACCCAGGACAACCACCACCUCGUCCCCCACUCGGAUUCAAUGGCCCAGGACCUGGCCCUGCUCAUCUUCAUCCGGGAACUAACUUAGGGGUUCCGAGCUCAUCAUCAGGUUUCAACCUUCCACACCAACCAGCUCACCUUCCCAAACACAUGAAGCUUCAGCUCAUUGCGUUCGAUGGAUCUGACCCACUGGAUUGGCUUUUCAAAGUUGAGCAAUAUUUUCAAUUCCAUCAACUUCCUCCAUCUCAACGCUUAGAUCUGAUGGCUUUUUACAUGACUGAGGAUGCUCUCAGCUGGUACAAAUGGAUGUCAAACAACAAUCAAUUGUCUACAUGGGAGGAAUUCACCAGAGCCCUCACUCUAAGGUUUGGACCUUCUACUUAUGAAAAUCAUCAGCAAGAGUUAUUUAAGCUGAAACAAAUCUCCUCUAUGGCUGAAUACCAAAAACGGUUUGAGAAAAUCUGCAAUCAGGUCUUUGGUUUGACCCUAGAAAUCAUGCUCAAUUGCUUUUUGUCUGGCUUGCACCCUGACAUUAACAAGGAACUUAGCAUCCUGCGACCCUACUCCGUCUCCCAGGCCAUUGGGUUAGCCAAGCUCGUGGAAUCCAAGCUGAAGGAUAAUCGGGCUUUUCCGGGCCGAUUCAACCGCCCAGGGGCCCCCUUCUCCCACGGCCAACCAACUUCAUCCUCUCCAGCCAUACGCUCCUCGCUUCCGGGGACUACUUCCUCACAACCGGCCAAACCCUCAUCUCCUUUCACCAUCAAGCGCCUCACACCCACGCAAAUGCAGGAGCGGCGAGCUUUGGGCCUCGCUUUAAUUGUGACGAAAAAUACGUCCAGGGCCAUUGCUGUCAAUCUAAGCAGUUCUUAUUGCUCCAAAUUGACGAGCCAAAUGGUGACCAGAACGGGGAAUCUGACCCCGAGAUUGACCCAAUUCAGGCCAUUGCGUGCGCAGAGGAUGAAGAGGCUAUCUUCUUCCACGUUUCUGACUUGGUGCUCACUGGAGCGCCAUCUCCAAAAACACUCAAGUUUCCGGGCACCAUUAAGGGCCACCAAUUCCAGGUUCUAGUGGAUUCAGGGAGCUCUCAUAACCUCAUUACUCCCCGCCUUGCCCACUUCUUGCAUUUGCCAUCCCGGCCUAUAUAUAUAUAUAUAUAAAAGUAAAAAUAUAAUAAUGCAUUUUCAAAUACUAUAUUAUUUAUUUAGGAUGAAGAGUUCAUUUUUUGAAUGAGUUAAAUGCUAAAAAGAGUAUUUUGAGAGAUAAACUUCACAUUUUAGAUGAAUUGAAAUAUGUAAAGUUAGUCUUCGUCGUUAAUAUUCAUAUGUUAUGUGCUGAGUCAGAUAAUUGAGAGUCUGCAUUACUUCGUUAUGUGGCAUGACAUGUCAUUUCAUUAAUAAUGAUGUUUAAUUUUAGUAA
This is a messenger RNA of Lotus japonicus, 1700 nucleotides long. RefSeq lists its product as uncharacterized. The transcript has a single exon. The record is from RefSeq and is a predicted model, not a curated record. Lineage: Eukaryota; Viridiplantae; Streptophyta; Magnoliopsida; Fabales; Fabaceae. Bases 114 to 1352 code for a protein of 412 amino acids.